Myxocyprinus asiaticus (Chinese sucker) is the source of this 2944-nucleotide messenger RNA. Its product is annotated as zinc finger protein 76-like. Gene Ontology annotation, molecular function: DNA-binding transcription factor activity, RNA polymerase II-specific; RNA polymerase II cis-regulatory region sequence-specific DNA binding. Gene Ontology annotation, cellular component: PcG protein complex; nucleus; transcription regulator complex. The coding region runs from base 850 to 2592 and encodes 580 amino acids. The record is from RefSeq and is a predicted model, not a curated record. NCBI's taxonomy places the organism in Eukaryota, Metazoa, Chordata, Actinopteri, Cypriniformes, Catostomidae. The transcript is spliced from 13 exons. Gene Ontology annotation, biological process: central nervous system development; regulation of transcription by RNA polymerase II.
UUCCAGAAAAUGAUGUCAAGCCUUUAGACAAUUAGCCAAUUAGCUUCUGAUAGGAGGUGUACUGAAUUGGAGGUGUACCUGUGGGUGUAUUUUAAGGCCUACCUUCAAACUCAGUGCCUCUUUGCUUGACAUCAUGGGAAAAUCAAAAGAAAUCAGACAAGACCUCAGAAAAAAAAUACAUUUGUGGACCUCCACAAGUCUGAUUCAUCCUUGGGAGCAAUUUCAAACACCUGAAGGUACCACGUUCAUCUGUACAAACAAUAGUACGCAAGUAUAAACAUCAUGGGACCACACAGCCAUCAUACCGCUCAAGGAGGAGACACACUCCGUCUCCUAGAGAUGAACAUAGUUCAAAAGUGCAAAUCAUUCCCAGAACAACAGCAAAGGACCUUGUGAAGAUGCUGGAGGAAACAGGUAGACAAGUAUCUAUAUCCACAGUAAAACGAGUCCUAUAUCGAUAUAACCUGAAACACUGCUCAGCAAGGAAGAAGCCACUGCUCCAAAACCACCAUAAAUAAUCCAGACUACAGUUUGCAAGUGCACAUGGGGACAAAGAUCUUACUUUUUGGAGAAAUGUCCUCUGGUCUGAUGAAACAAAAAUUGAACUGUUUGGCCAUAAUGACCAUCGUUAUGUUUGGAGGAAAAAGGGUGAGGCUUGCAAGCUGAAGAACACCAUCCCAACCGUGCAUCAUGUUGUGUGGGUGCUUUGCAGCAGGAGGGACUGGUGCACUUCACAAAAUAGAUGGCAUCAUGAGGAAGGAAAAUGAUGUGGAUAUAUUGAAGCUACAGCUGCUGCUGUAUUUGUGUUUCAGUGGCCUCUGCCGGCGGUAAGUGGUACUGCAGCUGCUGAUGUGUUUGUGUCGCUCUGUCUGCGUGUUUCAGUGCGUGUUUGUGUGUCUCGCGGUGCAUGUUGGGCAGCUGGCGGUGUGUUGCAGUAUUAUGGAGGGUUUGGGGUUGCAGACCGUGGCACUGAGUGAUGACAUACAGCAAACUAUCAGCGUUGGGAGUUUAAUGGAGGGAAACACUGUUCAACUGGAGGACGGAACUACAGCGUACAUUCAACACAUCACAGUCCAACAGAAAGAAUCACUAGCGUUUGAAGACGGUCAGGCGGUACAACUGGAAGAUGGAACUACAGCGUAUAUUCACCACACACCUAAAGGUUUUGACGCGAGCACAGUGGAAGCCGUUCAGCUGGAGGACGGCAGUACCGCGUACAUCCAUCAUCCCCACGCACUGCAGACAGAGGGCGCUGUAGAGACGACCACAGAUGGCGAAACCAUCGCGACACUGGAGAACUACGCCACAAAGCUCGCAGAAUCAGAGGUUGCAACUGAUGAAAAAAUCGAGAACUCAAACGGAGCCGAACAGACCAGCAUACAGGUACAGAUAGAUAGUCAGACACUUGAUCUUGGUGAUCUUGGUAAACUAAGGCUUCGUGCGUGUGUUGUGUAUUUUCAGUUGAUGUUUGAGGGUAAAGUGUGGAGCUCCAGUAAAGUUAACCAGCACAGUGAAAAGAGUUUCCGCUGCGAUCACACGGGCUGCGGGCGAUUCUACACCACUGCACACCAUCUGAAGGUCCACGAGCGCUCUCACACAGGUGAUCGGCCGUACAGGUGUGAGUUGCCGUCUUGCAGUAAAGCGUUCGCCACAGGAUACGGUCUGAAGAGUCACCUGCGCACACACACUGGAGAGAAACCAUAUAAAUGUCCUGAAGACAUGUGUUACAAAGCUUUUAAAACCUCCGGAGAUCUGCAGAAACAUGUGCGCACACACACUGGUGAGAAGCCGUUUAAAUGUCCGUUUGAGGGCUGUGGUCGCUCUUUUACGACGUCAAACAUCCGUAAGGUUCAUACGCGCACACACACAGGCGAGCGGCCGUAUCUUUGUCCAGAGCCGACGUGUGGGAGAGCAUUCGCCAGCGCUACAAACUACAAGAAUCACAUGAGAAUACACACAGGUGAGAAGCCGUACCUGUGUACGGUUCCCGGUUGUGGAAAGAGUUUUACGGAAUACUCCAGUCUUUAUAAACAUCACGUAGUUCACACACACUGUAAGCCGUACACAUGCAGUCACUGCGGAAAGACGUACAGACAGACGUCAACGCUCGCGAUGCACAAACGCACGGCGCACGGAGACUUCGACACCGCGGAGGACGACGCUUUUGGGGCCUCACCGCAGGGCACUGAACUGAAAGAAAACGAUGAAGUUGCCAUGGAAACAAACAACAUUGGCUCACAGCAGGUGAGUUUACCAGGCGAACACCUGCAGGUCCUCGGCGCGGCCGUCACCAUGGUAACCCCGGACGGCACCACCAUCGCCGUCCCCGCCCACCAAGGCCACACUGCCAGCACGGGGCAGCAGCAUGUCACCAUGGUUACAGAUGGCGAAGAGCUGCAGCCGGUCGCUAUAGUAACAUCAGAGGGCAUCAUGACUGACGUGAGCUCGUCUCAGUACCACCAGGUGGCGCUGCUGGCCACAGAGAACGGCACACAGAUCGCAGUGCAGUUAGAAGAUCAGCAGACAUUGGAGGAGGCGAUCACCAUGGCAACAGCAGCGAUUCAACAGAGCGGACUGACCUCAGAUCAGUAAAAAAAACAAAACUCAGAUGCCUCAUAGAGAGAGAUUGUGUGUGAAUGUGUGUCUGUCUGUAAUUUACUCGUUUAUUUACCCGCUGCAUGACUUUUUCUUCUGAGGAGCACAAAAGAAGAUGUUAUCCUCCGUCACAUUCGCUUGUAAUUAUUAAAACCAUCGCUUUGAUUAACAUAUCCAUUUGUGAUUCACAGAAGAAAAAAAGUCAUACAGGUUUGGAACAACAUUAGGGUGAGUAAAUGAUGACAGAAUUUUCAUUUUGGGUGAACUGCCCCUUUAAACAUAAAUGUAUGAUUUGAAAGUGAAUCAUGUUGUGUGUUGAUAAUAAAGCUGUAUAUUUGUUAAAAACUAA